Molecule: messenger RNA, 993 nt
Organism: Fusarium poae
Lineage: Eukaryota; Fungi; Ascomycota; Sordariomycetes; Hypocreales; Nectriaceae
Exons: 1
Coding region: 1-993 (330 amino acids)
Source: RefSeq, a predicted model, not a curated record
AUGUCAACAUUAGAAUCAGAAUCAACAGCAAUGAAUGCAUUGAAAGUCCCGCAGGCCGCACUGGUGAGUCCUAUCACUCAAUCAGCGCCAAAACGAUCAAACAAGAUAAAUAAACACCAUGCCCAAUUUCACGAGAACACAACCGAACUUUCGAAAACUCUCAACUACCCUAACAUAGUGAAAAACUAUGAGGAAGUUGCAAUCGUGGAAUGGGCUUUGGCAAACUGCAAGGAAAUCGACUUCCGGGCUAUCCGUCGCCAGGUCUACGGUGGACAGAAGAUUCUCUUUAACGAUCUGAAGCGUGGUGAUAUCGUCAUACUAUGCACCUCUCACAGUGUUUAUGGGCAAAGCUCAAGACGAUAUCUGUACUGGGGCAAGACAUCUGUCGAUAGUGACCAACGCCUUGUUUUCUUGACAUUGGUAACUUGCGAAGGGAACGGCGUGGAGAAAUCACUCUAUUGGUUUCUGAAACAUGUGAGUUACAAGUUUCAAUCCGGGCGACGUGUGGCAUCCAAAGCCUUUGUCAGUUGGACGCAAGCCGUUGUUGUGAAGCCCAAACAUGACUACAUUGUCGGUAUUCGAGAGCGACUUGGGGCGACAAGCAGAGACCUCAAUGGCCUUGUCAAGUUUAUGGAACAUUCAUUGAACUCCCAUGCUGAACUCAUCAGCUAUCUUUCUACUCUCAAUCACACGACUACGAGCUAUCCAGACGCGCAAAAGAGGGGUGAUACUUACUGCAAGAUCAGAGAUAGCCUGAGAACUCUCACAAGCAAGGUCUGCACUGAACCAUGUGGUGUCCGAGCCCUCCAAGGUGAGCUUGGCAAAUACCCCAAGGAUGAGAAGUGGUGCACUAAGUAUUUUCCAGUCGAUUCGGGAUCGCAAGGUUUCAAACCCAACAGUCGUAAGUGCCAGCCACCUAAGGAUUUCUGUGAGCUCAUGACAGGACAAGUCGCGCGUUUCUGCGCAAGCAAUCACAAGAUGAUUGGAAACUAG